GGCCGUUUUCCGUUUCUUUGAACCUCGCAUUUAUUUCACAUUUACCAUAAUUAUGGUAAUAGCCAUCGGAAAUCAGAUCCAUAUGUAUUUUUGCCCGUUUCCAUGCAUUCGUUUCCAUAUAUAUUCCCAUAUUACGUCCAUAUUAUGUCCAUAUAUGUCCAUAUAUAUAAUUCCCCAUAAAACACCCCCAUCCACAUUUCCUCACACCGAACUUCAUCUUGAACUUCUUGCAUUGCCAUGAAUUCUCAGUAUAUAGAGCUCUGAUGAUCCCGCUCGUUUGAUUUCUUUUUAAUUUGAUUCAUGUAAGUUUGCUUCCGAGAGACUGUCUUUCGAUCGCUCAAUCGCUCAAUCGUUCAAUCGUUCAAUCGUUCAAUCGUUCAAUCGUUCAAUCGUUCAAGUAUAUAAAGCAUUGAUUCAAAGGACUCGCUCGCUGCUCACCACUUUCACUCACUUUGUUUCGAGUUUCUCGCGUUACAAUACGAUACGAUACGAGUACACACCACAGACACAGGAAGAAGAAGAAGAAGAAGAAGAAGAAGAAGAAGAAGAAGAACAACAUCUAUAGUGAAGUAAAGGUUCCUUCUCGAAUUCACUCGUUUCUGGAAAGAAAUCUCAUCCUCCCCCGACUUGGCAAGACUCAAUUAAGAACCACAAUACAACAUAAUCGAGUCUUUUCAGCAAGCCAAAGAAAGCACAUUCAUUCAUUCAUCCGUCCAUCCAUUCAUUCAAACUUGCAUUACAUUACAUUUACAUUGCAUUGCAUGAAGAAGGGAAACGGAAGGGAAAGGAAGAGGAUUUUUCUAUAAUCGAAACCCUCCUGGGCAUCAUCCCCAUUCACACCAAAAGACCACAAAGGUGUUAUUGGAAAUCGAAUAUUGGAAUCACCUCAUCAUAAGGACUUAUAUCUACAUAAAGCCUUGAUGCGACUUCCUACAUUGCAUUCUAUUCCCUUGGUAUCCAUCAACUCACUCUACACAUUCCACAAACCUACAUUUUCCAAUACAUGCCAACAACUUCCUUGGAUCGCUCACUCUCACUUCAAAACUGCAUAACCAACCUCCCGUUCGUUUACCAUACAAAUACCACACAUCAAUCACUUCUAUAAUUCUUCAAUUAUGAAUCCGACAAUGUCACCACCACUUUCAAUGUCUUCGCGCAAGAGAUCUUCCUCAAUAUCAUCAUUCGAUUCUGUUGAUUCGGAUUUCUUCGAACAAACUUAUGUACCGCUCUCAAACCUACCAACUCCACCUCUAUCCUCUCACUCCUAUGAUACCACGGCAGCCCAAUCACCAAUAUCUCUUUUCAGCUCUGAUGAAAUCCUCGAUCCAGACUAUUUAGGUCCUGCAAUUCAUCUCACAAACUUAAUCCCCUCCUCCACCUCCCUAACCGAUCCCUCCACUCAACUAGUCCACGCCCUAUUAAGCCGCGCCGAUCUACCAAUCGAAAUCCUCGCCCUCGCAGUCUGCAUCCUCGAUUCCCUCAAUUCUAGAUUUGCUCGCUCGUGGCGAAUUUCAUACCCUCUCGAAUCAUCCGAAGAUCAAUUACUCGAACAAUACGAUUUCCCAAGUCCACCAUGUGUAGAAGAACAACACAUCGAUUCUACCCAUCCCGAAGUCAUCGUUCUCGCAGCGCUAAUAUUGGCGAUGAAAUUUAUAGAUGAUCAGCAAGGAACCACUCUUUACUAUGCGCAGGAAUGGGCAAAAGGAUUGUGGAGUUGUGAUCAGAUUAAUUUCACGCAAAGAGCUAUCAUGGAAAAUUUGGGUUAUAGAUUACUACCACUUUGGGAAGAGGAGAUUAUUGAAGAAGCGAAGAUGAGUAUGGCGAGAGCGGCAAAGAGGCAAUCGUCACAAUCUUAUUGUAUGCAGGACUGGACACAAUCGAUGAAGAAUUGUGGAAUGGCUAGGCCGAUGAGUAGUGGGAAAGCUUGCAAGGGAAUUGAGGGAGAAAAUACACCCCAGCCUACACCAGUUGAAACACCAUCUUGUGAGGAUAUGAUCAUGGGGAUUGGAAGUGAACGACCGCUGGGAGGUACGUCGAUGUUAAGUCGAGAGACGAAAAUAGCAUUUGGGGGAAUAUUGCGUGGAGAAUAUCAAGACGUGGAUAUGGACAUGGAUUUGGAGAGAUUUCCCACACGUGAGGAUUCUUUAAUGGUUCAUGAUGAAAAUAUGAGUUUUGUUUGAGGAGGCAUACAGCAUUGAGACGAGAAGUUGGAUUGUGUCAUGAUAUUAUGACGUUAUGAUCGCAUCUUUUACAACAUCCUUCGACCCAAAUCUGGGAACCACGAGGGUAUUUCUGGAAUUUUCCUCUAUAGUAAUGAGUUACAUGAUAGUAAUUCCUCUUCUGGACAAACCAGAAACGAGAACAAGGAGUCAUGUUUAUGGGAAUGGAAAGCAAAGGAGUGGAAAGGGAUUUUGGAUCGAAUUGUUCUUGGUUGGAAAUUGAUGGGCAUGAAAAAUGGAAUGGCGCUUUAUACCUCGAGAGAAGAGAUUUUGGAACAAAGGUUCGAAUCUGGUGUUUCUUGCUUUGCUUGCUUGUGGUUGUGGUGGGGGUGGAUGAGGUUCAGUGAGUAGGAUUACAUAGAUUGUACCUACAUACCUGUCUGUCUGGCUUGACCAACGUAGUAAUAAUGCCUAGUAAUAAUAUACUUUACCUACCUAAUUAUA
Molecule: messenger RNA, 2663 nt
Organism: Botrytis cinerea B05.10
Lineage: Eukaryota; Fungi; Ascomycota; Leotiomycetes; Helotiales; Sclerotiniaceae
Exons: 2
Coding region: 1116-2180 (354 amino acids)
Source: RefSeq, a predicted model, not a curated record